AUGGCUUCAAGCGAAAACAAUAGUGACGAAGGAGGGGCCAACAUUUUCUCGGGCUUUUCAAGCUCGAACGGCAGUGCUCCGGAGUACGAGCAUCUGAUGCAGUUCGAGUACCUGAAGACCAAGUAUCGGGACGUACUGUCGCAGCUGAAGACGGUUUCGAGUGAGAAACAACGCCUGGAGCACGAUCUGCAGCUGCUGAAGAAGGAGCUGGACGGAAAGGGUGACUUUUUCAACAGCACGUUCCACGAGUACAGUGCGUUGAAGCAAAAGUACGACGCCCUCCGGCUGCGGUAUGACGACAUUGCGAAGGAUCCGUCCCAUUACGUGAAGCUGUGCGACGAGCUGAAGAAGGAACGGAACAAGUACAAGGAGCUGCUGAAAGCGACCGAGCACGAGCUGGAGACGGUGCUGUCGGAACGUGGUAGCGUGCUGAAGGAGAAUCAGAAACUGUACGACAAGAACGAGGCGCUCGAGCGGGAGGUGCAGGGCAAGCUGAAGGAGUGCGCUGGUUUGAAGGAGAAGAUCGAGCUGCUGAAAAGCCACCAAGAGUACCAGCAGCUGUCGAACGAGAGCAGCUGGAGCAAGGAGCUGUCCGAGAGCAAGGACAAGUUCGGGAUCGUGUCAGAGAACCUGGAAACGGCCAACCAGGAAAUAGAACGGCUAAAGAAAGCCCUCGACAAGGCGAAGGCGGAAAUCGCGAAAGCUGUCCACGACACGGAGGUGGCUAAACAGCGCCGCGAUUGGGCCAUUUCGGAGCGGGAAAAGAUCGUACAGGAACGCGACAGUGUGCGCAAUCUGUGCGACGAAAUUCGGAAAGAGCGUGACACUGCCACUUCGAAGCUGCUGGCGGCAAUCCGCGACAAGGACGAUGCGCACAAGAAGAUCGAACUGUUGACCGAUCAGUUGGAUCAACUGAUACGGGACAGCAUCAACAACAACAACAACAACAGUGGUUCGGGUUCCGGGAUCCGAUCACCCGGCGGUAACAGGAAUGCAGCGGCAGACGUAAAUGGUGGCACACCGACACCGACACCAAACGCUUCGAUGGCGUCGAUGAACAACAACGGAAGCAGCCACCGCAAUUCUCACUACAGUAGCUUUAGCUCGAUCUACAACCUGGAAUCGUUGCAGCAGUACGACGUGGAAAUUGUCGAAAUCGACACGUCGCCCCUGCUGAGCAAUUCCUCCGACUGGGGGCUCACGAUCAGCGGCGAUCUCGAUCACCAUAGUUACGGCAGCGACCACAGCAACUCGAAAAAUCUGUGCGGCCCGUAUGUGGCCGCGGUAGAACAUGACUCCAUUUUUGCGGGCAAACUCAAACCGAACGACAUCAUCUGCCAGAUCAACAGUCACGAUUGUAGUACAUUUUCACGCCGCAUGAUCUACCGCACGAUCCGCGGUAGUGUCCCGCAGUGCAUCAUCACGGUCAAGCGCCCGACGAAGCGGCUGCUGCCGGUGCAGAUUCCGUUUACGAGCACAAACCGUAACCACGGGCUGACCCUCGAGCUGGGUCUGUACAUAGCGAAGCUGGAACCGAACUCGAUCGCCGCCAAGGAUGGUCGGCUGGCCGUGGGGGAUCGCAUCCUGUCGAUCAACAAUAAGCCCAUGGAGAGCAUCAAAAACAUUAACGAUGUGAACGCGUACAUUAACGACAUGCGCAACAGCAGCCUGAACCUGAUCGUGAUCAAAGACAUGACCGAGCCCCACCCAAGCUAUGCCAGUUUCUAUCAGCCGCGACUGAAGCACCACAUCCGCAACACGACCAGCUGCACCCAGACGGACAACUCGCUCGCCUCGACGACGUUCGGUAGCCAGCAGAACACGACGGCCACCUCACCGAGCGUUAAUGCGAGCGCAAUGAUGAUGGUGAACCGGCUGAGCCUGGAGUUUGACAACAACAACCACUUUCUGCCGUCCGCCAUGCCCUGCUCCUCAUCGUCGCACCAACCGUCACCGAGCACACCGAACUCGGUGGCCGCCAGCACGCCCUCGUCGACGAAAUCGGCCUCCAAGUUGACAGAGUUUAUUCAGAAGAUCAAAGACAAGAUGGCCAUCAGUAACCACAGUAAGGAUGCGGCUGGCGGCACGGGCGGUAGCCAGGAAAACGACGCCAUUGCGGCGCUUGAUUCCGUGUUGUACAGUGACGAGCGCGAAGGGCGCGACGGCAAACGUUCGAAGCGGCGUAGCAAGGUGGGCGGCACGGGAACGGUGUCGUCGCAUCAGGCCGCCGAUAUACCGCGCGGUACGUGGCCACGGGUAAACAUGACUGUUCCGUUCACCGAGAACCACCCGGGCACGAUCGUACACCGGCCGAAAAAGGAGCGACCCCGGCUCACCAUUCCGAGCGGUGGUGGGCUGGACCUGGACAACAAUAACUACUUUUCGGCGGCCCUUAACGAAGCGAACACAAUCCCGACAAACUUCCGCCCGAUCGGUAGUCCGAGCGGUGGCGGGGCUGGUGGUGUAGCUGGCAACACGCCCAUAGCUUUGCCCCCCAAGGGCAUUCCACCGUCCGAAGGACCACCGGUGGGAACGCUACCGAGCUCGAACAAACGCAACUCUCAUCCCGUGAUGCCGCUCGACAUCAAUCGGCUGCUGGCGGCAAAGUACGGAGACCCGAUCGCGGCUCAAGCCGGCUCCAGUCCGAGUGGUAGCGUCAACAACGGAGUAUCGAUCGGCAGUAGCGUCGGUGGAGGACUGCCGAAGCCGAACAGCACCGGAUUCCCCCGAACCUCACCCUACGACGAUCGCCAUCACGAUGGUGGUCUGAACCUAAACAAACACCGUUUCAGUUUGAAUCUAUCCGCGAUGAGUAAACAGCUGCAGCAGCAUCAGCAGCAGCAGCAGCAGCAGCAGCAGCAAUUUCUAUUGGGACCCGCAGCCCAUCAGCAACAGAAUUCGCUCGAUUUCAUUCCCAUUCCGUCAUCGUCCGCGUCCCAGAAGAGCAGUCACUCGAUCGAUUCGUCUACCCCGAAGAGCCCGCCCGCGGGGAUGCUCUACUACCCUGGGGCGAUCGGUGGCGGGGGCGGGCCCAGCAGUGCCACGGAGUUCUUUAUGUCGGACAAGAUUUCCAAAACCUUGUCCAAGUACUCGAGCGAUGCCGAGAGUAUCGACACGGAGACGCUUUCCCUUGGAUCCCUACCACCCGGUGGCGUGCUGAUCGGAGGUGGAGGUCCACCGAUCCCGAAGGGCCCGAAAGGCGGGGGAAGCAAUUUACCGACCACGAUGACAUCUGGACCGGUGGGAGGAAAAACGAACACACUUCCGCUGCCCCACAUGCGCAAGCAGUCGAUGGCCGGGGCGGGCAGUGGAUCGAAUCGAGGUCACCAUGUGCAGCAUAGUCACGCCGGUGCUACGGCCGGCUACGGGGCCACGAUUCCUGGAUCAUACCCACACCCGUUCAACAUGCGAAACCAGCAUCCGGCCAACAGUGUCGGAGUUCCGGAAACACUGCUCACGGGAGGGACCACGGGUGGCGGUGGUAGCCAGCCCCACGGACAUCAUCACGCACACGGAGUUUCGAUGGACUACUCGUCCUACCGGUACAGCCAGAUUCAGUCGUCGAAGGAGGACGUCCCGAUCGUGGUCGGGUACGGCGGCGGGGGUAACGUUGGCGGUUCCGGUUACGAAGGGGGAACAUUUCCCCGGAACAAAAGCAGCCACCAACAGCAGCAGCAGCAGAUGGCGAUGGUGGCCGCCUCGGCAGCCGGCUUUCGAAUCCCGUCGAACCAGAGUGUCACAAGCCGCGGUAGUGGCAUAAAGAUCAGCAACGGUUCGAUCGACUGCAGUAGCUCCGAGCGAGCGUCACCGAUUCCGACGUUCGAGGUGCAGGUCCUGAAGCCGGGCCACGUUCCCUCAUCGUCAGCGGGACCCGGUUCGAACAAACGUAGCUCGCUGCAAGACCACUACGGUGUCCACUCGAAACCGAACGUUGGGGCACUCCGCUUGGUGUUGAUCGACAAGAGCGAAAUGUCGCUCGGUAUCAAGAUUUUCUGUCGCCGCAAUGGCGGCGGCGUGUUCGUGUCGAACGUCGGCGAGAACAGUCUGGCCAGUAAGGUCGGUCUACACAUCGGCGAUCAGUUACUGGAGGUGUGCGGCAUCAAUUUGCGCAAGGCCACGUACGAGCUGGCGGCGCACGUGCUGCGACAGUGCGGCAACUCGAUCACCAUGCUGGUGCUCUACAAUCCGGUGGUCUACAACAAUCUGACCACGAGCGAAGAUAAUUUGGCCCGCUCGGGAUCGCCGACCCCGCAAAAUUCACCGCCUCGUACGAUGGUGGGAGGCGGCGGCGGCGGCGGCGGUGGCCGCUCGCUCAUCUCGGCCGUCAAUGCGGCCAGCGGCAACGCAGGAGGAGGCGUAUCCGGGAAGACGACGUCCGGACUGGAGGAACGGAAAGAUUUCGCUGACAGCCUCGAGCAACCGCUUCACGAUGACGACGACGACGACGGGGUGGCCACCGGCACUGGACCGGGCUCGGGCAUGUACAAAGAACAGCCGCGCGAUAUCUACAUCGAAACGCGCAAAACGUCCAACCUCGGCAUCACGCUGGUCGGCGGCAAUGCGAACGGGAUCUUCGUCCACGGCGUGCAGAAGGAUUCGAUCGCAGACCAGGCCGGUCUGCUGGUGGGCGAUCAGAUACUGGAGUUCAACGGUACCGAUAUGCGCCGAUCGACGGCCGAACAUGCCGCCCUCGAGAUCGCCAAACCGGCCGAUCACGUCAAGGUGCUCGUGCUUUACAACAUACAGAAGUUCAAUCAAAUCAAGGACAAACCGGGCGAUGCACUGUACAUUCGCGUUGGGUUCGAUCGUAACUGCGAUCAGGGCGAGUCGGAGCUAUCGUUUGCCAAGGACGAAGUGCUGUUUGUCGACAACACGAUGUUCGGCGGUAUUCCCGGCAAGUGGCGGGCCUGGAAGCUGGAUGAGUACGGUCACAAGCGCCAGUGUGGCAUCAUUCCCAACAAGCUAAAAGUGGAAGAGGAGCUACGGCUGCUGGGAGACACCGGAGACGUCGAUACGACUGCGCGGCGUGGAUCGACUUCGGCACGGCGAUCGUUUUUCAAGCGCAUCAAGCCGCAACGCAGCUCAUCGCGCGACUCGAAGGAGCUGGCCAGCUUUAGCAACACCCACCUGAGCCUCUACCUGGACUCGGCCUCACUGAACGACGACGGUUUGAGCAGCUACCAGCGAGUGGAACGAUUAGAAUACACCUACCGACCGGUGAUCAUUCUGGGGCCGCUGGCGGAGUUUGUGAUCGACAAACUGUGCAUCGAUUUCCCGGAGGACUUUGCCGUGCUGCAGGAGGCCCAGAAGAAGUGCGCGAAGGAGGAGAUGGAACUGGCGCUCCAGAACAAUACGAUCGCCGACUACAAACUGCGCAGCAACGGCAUAUUCGAGUACACGAGCAUGCAAGCCGUGCGUGACAACAAGCAAUGCCAUUGCAUCCUGAGCGUCAGCAUGGCGGCCGUCGAGCGGUUACAGCGGGCUCAAAUCUAUCCGGUCGUGCUACUGCUGCGCUUCAAAUCGGCCAAACAAAUCAAAGAGAUCAAAGACUCCCGCUACUCGACCGACAAAAUCUCCGCCAAAGCGGCCAAAGAAAUGUUCGAGCACACACUCAAGCUGGAGUCCGAGUACCGGCAGUUCAUAUCAGUGGUCAUCUCGGGCGUCAACAUUACGCACAUGUGCACCCAAAUCAAGGCCGCCGUCGACAGUGAGCAGAAAAAGAUCCUCUGGGUGUCGGUUCCGACGCCGUUGUGACACGAGUCCAUGGGCUACCUGCUACCGCACGAGGACGAACGGUUGGCGUGAAGGCGUUCGCGCGGUCUCAUUUGACCUCCGGUUUUUGAAGCCGAACAUCACAACGGCAAGACACCGAUGCCAGGGAACGUGUCAGUACGGUCGUCGUAGGCUAUAACGUGGACUAAAUUCGGGCGAGCGUCCGGCGAACGAACGAUAAGAGCAAUAUUUAAAACGAAAUUCAACACACCAUUCAGUGGUCCGGAGCCCAGGACCGGAAGCCGAACUCAAGCGCGACGGCCUAUAUACAUACGAUUUACGCCUUUAUACAUUAUAUAGAGAUAUCUAUACACGAUUGAAAGUUGUUUAUUAUUAUAAAUAUUAUCAUCGGUACGAUCGAU
Molecule: messenger RNA, 6134 nt
Organism: Anopheles bellator
Lineage: Eukaryota; Metazoa; Arthropoda; Insecta; Diptera; Culicidae
Gene: Dlg5
Product: disks large homolog 5
Exons: 9
Coding region: 1-5754 (1917 amino acids)
Molecular function (GO): protein binding
Source: RefSeq, a predicted model, not a curated record